CUUUGUCUCACACGUCCUCACAAUAUGAGUACUCAGGCAACAUUUACUUCCUCCUGGUUCAACCAGGCACAAUUUAUCCCGCCUGACGCGAUAUUCGCGUUGACAGCGCAAUACCAAGCUGACCCAUUCCCACAAAAAGUGAAUCUUGGACAAGGAACCUAUCGUGACGAGGAAGGCAAGCCAUGGGUCCUUCCAUCCGUGAAAAAAGCUCGCGAGAGUCUUCAAACCAAGGGCUUGCAGCAUGAAUAUCUUCCAAUUCUGGGUCUACAAAGCUUUCGAGAAGAAACUGCCAAAAUCGUAUUAGGCGCGGAGCUCUUCAAGGUGCAAGCGAGUAAAAUUGCAACCUGUCAGAGUCUCUCUGGCACCGGCGCCUUGCAUUUGGCUGGACUGCUGCUGCGAGCCUGUCAUACGAAAUUACCUAAGUUUUAUAUUCCUGAGCCCACCUGGUCUAAUCACCACCAGGUCUUCCAGUCGCUAGGCUUUCCUUGUGAGAGCUUCAAGUACUAUGACCAUGAGAUGAAGAGCAUGGAUAUAGAGUCAUUCUACUCGAUAUUGCGCCAGGCGGAGCCGAACUCGGUGGUGAUUCUCCACGCGUGCGCCCAUAAUCCGACGGGCUGCGAUCCGAGUAAAGAACAGUGGCGCGAGAUCGCACAACUCAUGAAAGCCCGACAGCUAUUCCCGCUCUUUGAUUCUGCCUACCUGGGAUUUAACUCGGGCAAUUUCGACGAAGACGCAUUUGCAAUUCGGCUAUUCCUGGGUGAGAUGCAGAUGGAAGCAGGUGUAUGUGUGUCCUUUGCGAAGAAUAUGGGUCUGUAUGGCGAGCGAGUGGGCUGUGUCUUGAUGAGCACAAUUGACAGGCAGGUCGCUGUGAACACGCAGUCUAUGCUGGAAAUGCUGCAGCGAUCUGAAGUGUCGAAUCCCCCUGCCUUUGGUGCGAAGAUUGCAAGCCAAGUCCUGGGAAAUGAUGAGUUGAGACAGAUGUGGUUUCAAGACAUGAUGACCAUGAGUGGUCGAAUUCGCUCGAUGAGAGCAGCAUUAUAUGAGAAACUGAUUUUGUUCGGGGCGCCUGGGUCUUGGGAACAUUUGAUUCAACAGUCCGGGAUGUUUGGAUUUCUGGGUCUGUCCCAUGCGGUAGUUUUGAAGUUGCGAGAAGAACACCACGUAUAUGUCGCGGACAACUCCCGAAUCUCCAUUGCUGGAUUGAAUGCUGGCAAUGUGGAAUAUGUCGCACGAUCGAUAACUCAGUGCCUGAGAGGUUUGGAGUAG
Messenger RNA from Penicillium pulvis, 1266 nucleotides. RefSeq names its product Aspartate aminotransferase. Gene Ontology annotation, molecular function: L-aspartate:2-oxoglutarate transaminase activity; pyridoxal phosphate binding. The transcript is spliced from 5 exons. The record is from RefSeq and is a predicted model, not a curated record. Gene Ontology annotation, biological process: L-aspartate biosynthetic process. The annotation marks the transcript as partial. Lineage: Eukaryota; Fungi; Ascomycota; Eurotiomycetes; Eurotiales; Aspergillaceae. Gene Ontology annotation, cellular component: cytosol.